AUGAUUGAAACUGCUGAGCAUUUGUUACUCAACUGUGCUUUUUCACAAGCUGUUUGGGCACUUAUUCCUAAUGGCAACCUUGUUCUGCAAGAUGCAAAUGUUGGUAUGGAUAUUAACUCUUGGAUUAGUAAGUGGAUUUCGUCUUGUAAAGACAAGUCAAUGAUGUGCAAAAUUCUUACUACUGCCUGGACCAUUUGGAGAGCCAGGUGUUUUAAGACUUUUCAAGGAAAAUCUUUAAAUGCCACUGCAACAACUACUUUUGCAUUGAAACUUGCUGAAGAAACGCUUCAAGCAGUUCCUAGUAAUUCUAUGUCUGUUAUUACACAAGCCACUACUCUUCAAAAUCCUGCUAAUAACUUGCCAUCUAAUUGUAUUAUGAUGUAUUGUGAUGCCUCCUAUAUUACUAUAUCUAAUAAGAUUGGAAUUGGCAUCUACUUUGUUGAUGAAACAAGGAGCUAUGGAGGCUGCAAAACAAUCACAGGGAUAGCUAGAUAUUCGGAAGAGGCUGAAAGUCUAGCAAUCCUUGAUGCUGCUGAAUGGGGAAGGAGCUUGAAUUUUGAAGUUAUAUGCAUCAAUAGUGAUGCGAAAAAUCCAGUUUCAUACAUUAAAAAUGAAAAUUGCCAGACUAGCUGGUUCAGUAACUCUAUCUUAGAUGAUUGCAAAUUUGUUCUUGAAAAUUUCAAUUUUUAUGAAGUCAGGCAUGUUAGCCGUAACUCAGAGUUUUUAUCUUUUGCUGAUACUGCUGCUAAACAUUGCAGACAACAUAACAGUUCAG
Molecule: messenger RNA, 775 nt
Organism: Papaver somniferum (opium poppy)
Lineage: Eukaryota; Viridiplantae; Streptophyta; Magnoliopsida; Ranunculales; Papaveraceae
Exons: 1
Molecular function (GO): nucleic acid binding; RNA-DNA hybrid ribonuclease activity
Source: RefSeq, a predicted model, not a curated record